UUCUCAGACAGCACUUGCUAUGGAGAUGGGCAGCUAUGAAUCAGAUCAGGUUUAUGAAAACGUGGACAUCAAGCAGCCGCCAAGCAGGAGAGCAGGAGCGCAACAUGGGGAAUCGGCAACACCUGUGGAUUCUUCUGAUAGACCAGCAGCUUCCUGUGGAUGGGCUGUGUGGCUUCUUAUAGCUCUGAGCUGCCUGCUGCUGGCAGCCAUUAUAGCCCUGGGGGUGCUCUUUUAUAACCUGCAGGCUAAGAACCUCGAACUUCAAUCCCAGUAUUCAGAACUGGAUAGGAACUACACGGACAUCUCUGCCACAGUCUCUGACUUCCAAACCAAGAACCUUGAACUCCAAUCCCGAUAUUCAGAACUGGAAAGGAACUACACAGACAUCUCUGCCAGAGUUUGUGAAGCCUGUCCACAGAACUGGGAGCUGUUCAAUGGCAAGUGUUACUACUUCUCCACUGAUAGAAUGAACUGGCACUCCAGCCGUGAUAAAUGCACAUCACUGGGGGGGCACCUGGUGAUUAUAGAGAGCGAUGGAGAGCAGAGAUUCCUAUCUGGGAAAGUCACACAUGAGGCUAAAACAAGCAACGAAGAAGAGCAAUCCUACUGGAUCGGCCUGACUGACGCUGUUACUGAAGGAACCUGGCUCUGGGUGGACGGCACUCCUCUCAUUGGCAAUGUCAAAGCAAAAUUCUGGGCCACAAGGACAAAUGAUAAAGGUAAAGAGCCUGAUGACUAUAAUGGAGAGGACUGGUACGGUGAAGACUGUGCACAACUACACCCAAAGAGGAAUUCCAAAGAGACCUGG
This is a messenger RNA of Acipenser ruthenus (sterlet), 808 nucleotides long. Its product is annotated as C-type lectin domain family 4 member E-like. Lineage: Eukaryota; Metazoa; Chordata; Actinopteri; Acipenseriformes; Acipenseridae. The record is from RefSeq and is a predicted model, not a curated record. The transcript has 7 exons. The annotation marks the transcript as partial.